Alnus glutinosa is the source of this 2289-nucleotide messenger RNA. RefSeq names its product protein SINE1. Gene Ontology annotation, cellular component: microtubule. The transcript is spliced from 3 exons. Gene Ontology annotation, molecular function: microtubule binding. Lineage: Eukaryota; Viridiplantae; Streptophyta; Magnoliopsida; Fagales; Betulaceae. The record is from RefSeq and is a predicted model, not a curated record. The coding region runs from base 308 to 2125 and encodes 605 amino acids.
ACACGCUACUUACUAUGACUAUCAGUGCAUCCCAAAUCCUACGCCCCAAAUCACUUCCCUCUCUCUCACCACUCUUUUCUUCUCAUUUCUUGGUUGGUUGUGGCCUGCAGCCUGUGGGUUCUAAAUUCUUGCAUUUUCUGAUUUCCAUUCCAUGUGAAGCAGAUUCCUGAACUAUUUCUCUUUUUGGGAUAUCUCUGUUUCUCUACAUAAGACACAGAUCAUAGAGCGUUCGAAGCACGCCCAUCAACACAAAGAAGAAAAAGAAGCAGACGGAAGGGCAAAAGAUUACGCUUCCUCUUUGUCAACAAUGGGAAGGAAUCUUAGCCCAAUACUACGGCGAGAGUUGGCAAAUCUUGACAAAGACGCUGACAGUCGUAAAUCAGCAAUGAAAACACUGAAAUCCUAUGUGAAAGAUUUGGACUCCAAGACAAUUCCACUUUUUCUUGCCCAAGUUUCCGAAAACAAGGGAACUGGUUCUUUGUCUGGGGAGUGCACAAUUUCGCUGUAUGAAGUUCUUGCCCGUGUUCACGGUGUCAAAAUUGUUCCUUUGAUAGACAGCAUCAUGUCAUGCAUAAUCUCGACCUUAGCUUCGAGUGCAGGAUCUUUUCCUCUUCAACAGGCUUGUUCGAAGGUGGUUCCGGCCAUUGCACGAUAUGGGAUCGACCCAACUACCCCAGAAGACAAGAGGAGGCAUAUAAUACAUUCUCUCUGUAGGCCUCUUUCUGAUUCUCUCUUGGGUUCUCAAGAGUGCCUGACUUCGGGGGCUGCCCUUUGCUUAAAGGCUCUUGUGGAUUCGGAUAAUUGGAGGUUUGCUUCAGAUGAUAUGGUUAAUAAGGUUUGUCAAAAUGUCGCUGGUGCUUUAGAAGAGAAGUCCACUCAGACCAAUUCACAUAUGGGUCUGGUGAUGGCUUUGGCAAAGCGUAAUGGUUUAAUUGUUGAAGCAUAUGCAAGACUGUUAAUACAGUCUGGUUUGCAGAUAUUGACUGCUGGGGUUGCUGAGGGGAAUUCCCAGAAACGGUUGUUAGCUAUACAAAUGGUGAAUUUCCUGAUGAGGAGUUUGGAUGCCAGGAGCAUAUUCUCUGAGCUUGAGUUGAUUAUUCAGGAGAUGGAGAAUUGCCAAUCUGAUAGGAUGGCUUAUGUCAGAGGUGCUGCUUUUGAAGCUCUGCAAACUGCAAGGAGAAUAGCUGGCAUGAAGGGGUCAAAUGUUGAGAAUGGUCCCGAUUCAAUCAAUGGAUCAAAUUUUAUUCGGAGAGAGCGUAGUAGAAGGGAUUUAUGGAGAGCUGGUGAUAGAUCUCCUUCAUCUGUGUCGCCUGAAUCACAGACUCUCGAUUCCUUCCUUGGAUAUGAGUCAUUAGUUGAGUCGCCCAUUUCAAUGACGCAGGUUUCUCAGAAUUCGGAGUAUGAUCAGAGAAGUGUGAACAGGAAGCUUUGGAGUUUUGAGAAUGGAGGGGUUGAUGUGUCUCUCAAGGAUGGUUUGUUCUCAGAGGCUGUUCGUGGAAGUCCCAUGUCUAAUACACACACUGGGAAUGAUGAAUUUGCUUGUAAUGGAGGACAUUACACACAGGAAUUUGCAGGGUUCUUGCACAGAAAUCCUAGGAAUGGAAUUUCAAAAAGCACUACAACUAGUCCCCUGAGGUCGCGCACUCAGAUUAAUGUUGACAACGUCAAGAUCUUUAGGACUCCGAGGAAGCUCAUUUGCUCUCUGCAGGAUCCAAAUGAUAGUAACUCGGACUUUUCUGUGAAACAAGCUAGAAGAUUCAGAAGUCUAUCCUCGAGCAAUAUUGAGUGGAGCCCGACUGCCAAAUAUGACCAAAAUGGUUGUUCACAUGAUAUGAACUGCAAUGGCAAAGAAAAUGGAAGCAUAUAUGCCAAUGGUGAGGAGUUCCAAGGUGGCCCUGAAUCAGUUUCAUCAACCGAUGACAUUCUUACUGAUGCUGAUUUGCAUGUGCCCCAAGAAGCGGUUCCCGAAGAUAAAACUGAAGCUCAGAGGGUCAGCCUUCAAAAGCCUCGUCAAAAGACUACUUCAAAAUUUGUUUGUGGCCUCUUUUUUGUUUUGUUGGCAGUAUUUACUCCACUACUUUGGAUCAAUGACCAGGAUGAAGGCUACUAUCUCGUUCCAACUUAAUGUGCUCCUUAUCAUGUUCAUGUGAUAAUAGUAAAUCAGGGCUAUGACUGAUGGUGAAAAUCUUUUUCAAAGUCUGAUUUUUUUACUGGAGGAUUCUAUGCAAGUUCUGUAACAAUAUGUUUUAAGUAUUCAAUCAUCCAAAUCUUUUAGUGUUGUGUUCUUGA